Messenger RNA from Phytophthora nicotianae INRA-310, 410 nucleotides. RefSeq lists its product as hypothetical. The transcript is spliced from 2 exons. The record is from RefSeq and is a predicted model, not a curated record. Bases 56 to 265 code for a protein of 69 amino acids. NCBI's taxonomy places the organism in Eukaryota, Oomycota, Peronosporomycetes, Peronosporales, Peronosporaceae.
ACUCUUCACUCAAUAAUAAUCUCGCGUGCUCCUGGUCCAGUCCGUCCCUAUCGCUAUGGAGAACGCCGCCGCUCCUUCGUGCUCCGUGUCGGGUUCACAGCGACGCGACCGUCAGACGGACGCUGAUGCCGACUCGGCCAACCAGCAGGCACCUGCGCAGCCCGAGCACGACAUGUUCGGAGACUGGAACCUCAACACCUUCAUGAUGUUCAUGCUAUUGCUACAUUUCAUGCAGUACGCGAUGCGCCAGCCCUGCGGCUGCUAAGCUAUGCCCACAUCUGAUCCGACUCAGCUCGUUAACUCUUACGCUGCCAGUUGUCGUUCCAUGUUUCUGUGUCUUUGACUUUUACUUUGCUGGAUGCUGCCUGUAACCUUGAAAACCAAUAAAAUACACGCGCAUGAAUCCUAUC